AAUGGGGUCAUUUUUUUGUAUUGACAGUAUACGCCAAGCGGUAUCUAGACUUUCUGAGGGCUAUGCAUGUGGCCUUUUACUUUUAAAACACAUUAAGCUAGUUCACGGUCAUCUAACACUACAAAUAAAUGGGUAGAUAAGUAGAUAAGCAUUUUUAAUUGUCCAGUCAUCACAUAAAAAUAUGAAGCGUUUACUUUUAGUUUUUUUAUUAGUAGCCAAUAUAUAUUUCUGCACCAGUAAUGAAAUAGUAAAAGCCAGAUUAGAGAGUUGUCCUGGUUGUUCACUAAACCGUCUACAGGAUGUUAGAAAGUUUGCUUACGACGAUUUGCCCAAUUAUGAAGGAGUGGAUUGGAAAAAAAUAUCUGGGGCUCCGCCAGAAUUGGUGUUUUUGAAUGACAAGGAGGAGGAAGUCGAAAGGCAUCCACUGAAGGAUUUAAAUAGAAAAGAGUGCAAUGAUCUGUUGCAGAGUAAAGGUUUCAGUCCAAAUAAUAAAGAAUUAUAAAAUAAUGUAGUUAUUUAAAAUGUACUUACAAUAAAAUGUAUAAGGUAAAAAAGACUAUCAAAUUUAUAUAUUGUAGUAGAUAUUAUUAUUAUUUUUGUUAGCAAUAUUUGCAUUUGGUAGAUUAAAAAAUCUGAAUGUGUACAUUUAUAAUGUAGAAAUAGGAUUUUAAAAAAUAUAAUACUUAUACAAUUAA
Messenger RNA from Psylliodes chrysocephalus, 695 nucleotides. The record is from the annotation of a GenBank genome assembly. Lineage: Eukaryota; Metazoa; Arthropoda; Insecta; Coleoptera; Chrysomelidae.